This is a messenger RNA of Emys orbicularis (European pond turtle), 15354 nucleotides long. RefSeq names its product piccolo presynaptic cytomatrix protein (gene PCLO). The transcript is spliced from 26 exons. Gene Ontology annotation, biological process: presynaptic active zone assembly; protein localization to synapse. Gene Ontology annotation, molecular function: structural constituent of presynaptic active zone; protein binding; metal ion binding. Gene Ontology annotation, cellular component: axon; glutamatergic synapse; GABA-ergic synapse. The record is from RefSeq and is a predicted model, not a curated record. The coding region runs from base 1 to 15354 and encodes 5117 amino acids. Lineage: Eukaryota; Metazoa; Chordata; Testudines; Emydidae.
AUGGGCAACGAAGCGAGCCUGGAGGGAGGAGAAGCGCUGGCCGGGCUGCCCGAAGGGGUGGCGGCUGCCGCAGCCGGGGAUGGCGGAGGGCAAGGGCUGGCAGCCGGCGUGGAGGCGGAUCUGAGCCAGCUCAGCGAGGAGGAGAGGAGACAGAUCGCCGCUGUCAUGUCAAGGGCGCAGGGGCUGCCCAAAGGAAACCUCCCCGGCACGACCAGCGCGGAGCCGCCUCCCAUGCAAAGACAUCCUGAGCUUGAUAUAAACCACUAUGCAAGACAGCCAGGUAAGUCUCCAUCCAGUUUAAGCAAAAGCAGAACAGUAGAUGUGUUGAAGACAGAACAACGGUCACCUGGAAGGAGCCCUUCUUCCACUAGUCUGAGAGAAUCUAAAUCCAGGACUGAUUUUAAAGAAGAUCAGAAGCCAAGUAUGAUGCCUAGCUUCCUCUCUGAGGCCAAUCCAUUAAGUGCAGUCACUUCAGUCGUAAACAAGUUCAAUCCUUUUGAUUUGAUAUCGGACUCAGAUGCAGCCCAGGAAGAAGCCAACAGGAAACAAAAAGCAGUUCAGAAGGACCAGAGAAAGCCUGAGGAGCAAAAGGGACAUGCAAAGCAUCCAACUCAGCAACAACCUCCAAAGCCAACAGUUCAGCAAAAAGAGCCUGUCAAAUCUGCACCCCAGCAAGCAGGGCCUUCCAAACUGCCACCCCAACAGCAGCAACCAGGGGCAGCUAAGCAAGCUCCGAAACCUGGGCCUGGUCAGCCAACAGGCCCUCCAUCAGAACAAGCAAAACAACCAUCUCAACAACGAGGGCCACAGAGAACUCAGCCCCAGCAAUCAGAACCCACAAAGCAGGUACCUCAACAACAGAGUCCUGCAAAACCUUCACCACAGCAACCGGGCCCAACCAAAACAUUACCACAGCUACCAGAUGCUGCUAGAGCACCAUCCCACGCACCAGCUCCCGCAAAGCCAUCAGCACAGCAGCCAGGUCCUACAAAACAACCUUCUCAGCAACCAGGACAGCAAGCAGGUCCUGCAAAGCCAUCCCCUCAGCAAGCAGGACCUGCUAAACAACCAUCUCAGCAGCCAGGGCCUGCAAAACCAUCUCCUCAGCCAGCAGGGCCUGCAAAGCUACCGUCACAACAACCAGGACCUACAAAACUAUCAGGCCAGCAACCAGGGCCUGGUAAACCUUCACAGCAACAAGUAACUGCAGCCAGACCUGGUGAAUCAGCCCCAAAGAAAACUUUCUGUCCUCUUUGCACUAGCACUGAACUGCUGCUGCACACUCCAGAACAGGCCAAUUACAAUACAUGCACACAGUGUCAAACCGUGGUCUGCAGCCUGUGUGGCUUUAAUCCCAAUCCGCAUAUAACAGAGGUUAAAGAAUGGCUCUGUUUAAACUGCCAGAUGCAAAGAGCACUAGGUGGUGAUUUAGCUUCAGUUCAUGGUCCUGUGCCACAGCCUCUUCCGCCCAAACAGAAGACAACCUUUCCACCUUUAACAACCAAACCACCCUCCCAGCCCCAGCAGCCUACUCAAAAGAAAGAUAUUUCUCAAACACCUGCUCCUUCCCAACACCCAGAGCCUAAAAAGCCCCCACCACUGACAAAGCAACCAUCCAUGCCUGGCUCUCCCCCUGUGAAAUCAAAGCAGCCACCCACUGAGCCUGUUACCCCGCACAUCUCUCAGCAAAUUGAACCCACUCCAAAAUUUGGCCAGAUCAAGCCAACUUUGGUUGAAGAUAAGCAAAAGAAGCCCACAACUGACGGUGUGCCUACCUCUUCAGCAUCCGGUCUGAAACAGGAUUCACAAGGUCCCAAAGCUCCAUCAACUCAACAGAAAGCAAUGGAACCUCAGAGAUCAGAACAUGCCAAGCUAUUUCAGGACACCCAUCUGGCUGGGAAUAAAGCUGUCCUGCCAGAUUCCAAAACCUUACCACAGGUGUCACGGCAAAAGUCAGAUCCUAAAUUUGUUUCUCACCCUGGAUCAGACACUAAAGGUCAAAAAGCUGUUGAGCCAACACAAAUGAAAGAAGACCCUAAGAAGACACAAAUAAAAGUAACCCCAAAACCUGAUGCCAAGCAGGUUCCAAAAGGACAACAAGCAGCUGUAGGCCCAAAGCCUACCCCAGUGCAGCCAACACCUCACCCUCAACAGCCUCAGAGAGCUCAAGAGCAACCAAGGCGUUUCAGUCUAAAUCUGGGAGGUAUUACUGACGGCCCUAAACCACAGCCUACAACUCCACAAGAAACAGUUACUGGGAAACUCUUUGGAUUUGGCGCUUCAAUCUUUAGCCAGGCUUCAAAUUUAAUCUCCACAUCAGGCCAACAAGGAGCUCAAUCCUCGGGCCCUCUACUGGGGCCUGCUACUAAGCAACCCCCUCUGCCAUCUCAGGUACCACCCAAAGAGGCCAGUCAGGCUCAGCCAUCUCCAAAAGCAGCACCUGUGAAAAAAGAAGCCAAGCCUCCUGUGGCAGAAAAAUCACAGCCACCCAAGUCAGAUAACAUUGUAACCGUUAAAGGAUCUGAAUUAGAAAAGAAACCUAUUGCUGCUAAAGACAGCAAGUCUCAAAUUGCUGAAUCUAAAAAAACUGCUGGGCCACCGGGACUGGAAAAAACUACUCUACCUAAAUCAACUUGUACUCUUUGUAAAACUGGACUAAACAUUGGUUCUAAGGAUCCUCCCAACUUUAAUACAUGUACAGAAUGCAAGACUAUUGUGUGCAAUCUCUGUGGAUUUAACCCGAUGCCGCACAUAGUUGAGGUACAAGAAUGGCUGUGCUUAAACUGCCAGAGACAAAGAGCAAUAUCAGGACAACUUGGGGAUAUGGGCAAAAUGCCACCUCCAAUGGCAGCCCCUUCACAAUCAGUAUCCAAACCAUCUGUUGUUCCUCAGAGCCAGCCUAUGCCAACCGAGUCAGAUCACCCUCAGAAAACUGCAGCACUGCCUACCCAAAUAGUGGAAAAAUCAAAAGAAGAACCAGGAAUUCAGAAGAAAGUUCCAAAGCUUCCGCAGGGGAAAUUGGCAAAGACUCUUUCAGCUGAUAAAAUUCAGCAGGGGAUUCAGAAGGAAGAUCCAAAACUUCAACAGGGGAAAUUGGCAAAGACGCUUUCAGCUGAUAAAAUCCACCAGGGGAUUCCGAAGGAAGAUCCAAAAUUCCAGCUGGGGAAACUGGUUAAGAUACCAUCAGCUGAUAAAAUCCAGCAAGGAAUUCAGAAGGAAGCUCCAAAAAUUCAGCAGGGGAAACUGGCAAGGAAACCCUCAGCUGAUAAAAUUCACCAAGGAAUACAGAAGGACGAUCCAAAACAUCAACAGGGGAAACUGGCAAAGACGGCGUCAGUGGAUAAAAUUCCUCCGGAGAUAAGUUCAGAUGUAAAGCAACUUAUAAGCAAAUUGGAAGAAGACAAAAAAUGUGUACUCCCAGAAGAGAAACCAUUCCUCCCAGAGGGCAAAAAAGAGGACGUCAAAGUUGAGACUAAAGGACAAGGUAUCAAGGAGAAGUUAGAAGCCAAAGUACCUCCUGAGGAAUUGCAGGUUAAGAAACAAGAGGAGAUUAAGAAGGAAGAUUUGGCCACUGGGAUUCCACAAAUGGUAUCCAAACAUGAAAAAAUCCAGAAAGAAGAAACCCUAGCUCAAGUAGCACCUUUGCCAAGACCUGAUCAUGUGGAAACAGUGAAAGAAAAAACAGAGCAGGAGGUUGACAAAUCAGACACAUCAAUCUCUCAGCAACAGAGAAGUCCACAAGGUCUGAGUGACACUGGGUAUUCUUCUGAUGGGAUAUCAAGUUCACUUGGUGAAAUUCCAAGUCUUAUCCCCAGUGAUGAAAAAGAUUUACUCAAGGAACUUUCUAAAAAAGACACUUUUUCGCGAGAAGGCAGUCCUUCAAGCCCCUCAGAUCUUGCCAAGUUGGAAAGUACCGUUCUAUCAAUUUUGGAAGCUCAGGCAAGUACACUUGCUGAGGAAGAGUCUGGGAAGACCAAAGAUCUUUAUGGUAUAUAUGGCGAACAGACAAAAGAUCCACAUAGAACAAAGCCUUUGCCAAUGACUCCAGAACCUUACAGUUCAGAUGAGGAGGAUCUGGAAGACAUUCAAGAAGAAGAUGAAGAAGGUCUUGAAGAAGAUGGAAAACAAAGUGUUCCAACUCAGAAAGACUAUAAGGAAAAGACGGAUGCAGUAGAUGAUAUAUCAACAAGAAGGCAACGCUAUGAUUCUGUAGAAGACAGCAGUGAGAGUGAAAAUUCUCCUGUCCCAAGAAGAAAAAGACGAACUAGUGUUGGCUCUUCAAGUAGCGAUGAGUACAAACGAGAAGACAGUCUAGGAUCAGGUGAUGAUGAAGACUUCAUUCGAAAACAGAUUAUAGAAAUGAGUGCUGAUGAAGAUGCCUCAGCUUCUGAAGAUGAUGAAUUCAUUAGGAACCAGCUUAAAGAAAUCAGUGUAAUUGAAAGCCAAAAGAAGGAAGAAGCGAAAAUCAAAGCUAAAGGGACAGCUGGAAAACAUAGAAGGAUGAUGCGGAAAAGUAGCACAAGCUAUGAUGAGGAUGCUGGAAGACGUCACUCAUGGCACGAUGAUGAUGAUGAUGAUGAUGAUGAUGAUGAAACUUUUGAUGAAAGCCCAGAACCAAAAUAUAGGGAAACCAAAAGUCAAGACAGUGAAGAACUCACUGUAACUGGAGGAGGUGGAGGCCUUAGACGUUUCAAAACAAUAGAACUCAACAGCACAAUAACAAAUACAUAUUCUGAGGAAUCUGAACCACAGAAGGGUAGCUUAUAUUUUGAUGAAGAGCCAGAGCUAGAGAUGGAGAGUCUUACAGAUUCACCAGAAGACAGAUCCAGGGGAGAAGGGUCUUCUAGUUUGCAUGCCUCCAGUUUUACUCCAGGUACAUCUCCCACAUCUGUGUCAUCUCUCGAUGAAGAUAGUGACAGCAGUCCUAGUCACAAAAAAAUGGGAGGAGAAGGCAAACAGCAGCGCAAAGCCAGACACCGGUCACACGGUCCUCUUCUUCCCACCAUUGAAGACUCUUCAGAAGAAGAGGAGCUAAGGGAGGAAGAAGAGCUGCUAAAGGAACAAGAGAAACAACGUGAAUUAGAACAGCAGCAAAGAAAGAGUUCUAGCAAAAAAUCUAAGAAAGACAAAGAUGAACUAAGAGCACAGAGAAGACGGGAACGUCCAAAGACCCCACCAAGUAAUCUUUCUCCUAUUGAAGAUGCAUCUCCAACAGAAGAGUUACGACAGGCAGCAGAAAUGGAGGAGCUGCACCGGUCUUCCUGUUCUGAAUAUUCACCAAGUAUUGAGUCAGAUCCUGAAGGAUUUGAAAUCAGUCCAGAAAAAAUAAUAGAAGUGCAAAAGGUUUAUAAGUUGCCUACAGCUGUCUCUUUAUAUUCUCCAACAGAUGAACAACCUGUUGGGGUCCUAAAAGAAGAAAGUAGUCAAAAAACAUUAAAAAGUGCUGAAGAGGUAUAUGAGGAAAUGAUGCACAAAUCCCAUAAAUCCAAACUAUUUCAAAGUGCAAAUGAAAAAGAAGUGUUUGAAAAAGACUCUUUAUAUGGUGGCAUGUUAAUAGAGGAUUAUAUUUAUGAAUCUUUAGUAGAGGACACAUAUAAUGGAACUAUUGAUGCUAAUCUUGUAAUGAGACAAGAUGAAAGUAGUGAAUUUAUUCAGCAGAGAGGGAGAGAGAAAAAAAUAAAACCUCCAGAUCAGAUUUAUGAAGAAACUAUGCACAAAAUUGUAGAUCGACAGAGAGACUAUUACAGUGUAGAGCCUUUGCAUUCAAUUGUGCCUCAAGAAGACAUUGUGUCUAGUUCUUACAUUAUACCAGAAAGUCAUGAGAUAGUUGUACUUGACAGUGUUGUAACUUCCACCACUGAGGAAAAGCAGUUGUUAGAUGCAGAUGCUGCUUAUGAGGAGCUUAUGAAACGACAAAGAAUGCAGCUAACGCCAGGCUCCAGUCCAACUCAGCCGACAUCUGAUUUAAUUCCUGCGCCAGAUACAAACGUAUUUAUAGUUGGAGAUAUAGGGGAUGGUGAAUCUUUAGCUUCAAGUGCUCCUCUGACAGUUUCAGAUACAGCUUCAGUCAGCAGCACAGUGCUUUCUAUUCCAGAUGUUAAAAUAACUCAGCACUUUACUACAGAAGAAAUAGAAGAUGAAUACCUAACAGAUUAUGCCAGAGAAGUUCAGGAAAUCAUUUCUCACGAAACGUCAAUGUUGACCUACUCUGAGGCAUCAGAAAGUGUGACAUCAGUUUUACCUUACGAUACACCUUCUCUUACAUCAUCUACAUCUUCAAUUUGUACCACUGAUAGCUCAUCACCUAUUACUGGAAUAGAUAGCACAACUGCAGGUUAUGUAGACAUAGCAGAUGUUGUAGGUAAAUUAGUACAUCCUGAAGGUAUUGGCACAAUAGUUCAAGUUCCCUUAAGUUUCACAAAAGAAUAUUCUGAAAUAAGCACACCUUAUGAACCUGUUACUGUUCUCCCUAAAAAGACAGUUGUAUCCACAGAUAUGGCAAGUGUGGAUCGUGGUGUAAUUUCUUUGCCUGAAAAUGCACCUUCUGUCGUCACAACUAUGGCUAUAAAACCCAAGCAAUAUACUUCUGACUCCACUACCUUUGAUUCACCCAAACCAGAAAAAGACACAGCCAGAAAAAUUAAAAGUACAGCUGAUGCUGGUAUUGCUAAAGUACUUUCUGAGGAUGUACACAAAGGAGCUGAGUUUGACAUGACAAGGAUUAACUUGGCUGAGGCAGCAUCUGACCUACCUCUUGAGUGUGUAACAUCAGAGCCAGCCCCAGUCACAUCCUCUGUAUCUACUACCCAUGUUACAACUAAGACCAGCACUGUAUCUGCAUUACCAUCUAUUGCUUCUUCAGUUCCUACUGUAACAUCCAAAGUAUUCUCAUUUUUUAGAAGCUCUCCUUUGGAUUCUUCAACCCAACCAUCUCCACCACCUCCACCCCCUCCUCCUCCACCUCCACCACCUCCACCUCCCCUACCAUUACCCCCACCUACUCCACCAAAGCCAGCUAUUUAUCCCAAAAAGAAGCCACAGGUUAAGACUCCAGUGACAACAACUCCUGCAGUGGCACCUUCAUUUACUAGUGUUGUAGCCAUAGAGGCCACAGAGGUGUUAAAGAACAACAUGGCAUCUGCCCAAAAAAUAUACACCCCGACACCACCUCCUGUGCCACCCAAGCCAUCCUUAAUUCCAGCGGGGCUUGUGUUCAGUCACAGGCCCGUUGAGGUAACUAAGCCUCCAAUUGCUCCUAAGCCAGCAGUUCCUCAGCUCCCAACAGCUGCUCAUCAGCCAGCAGAGAAACAGCCAAAACCAACAGGUCAGUCAAAACCAACAGGUUUGUCAUUGAAAAGUAUGACUUUGAAUUUGGUCUCUUCAGCAGAGUGCAAGUUGACAUCCCCUACGUCCCCUUUGUCUCCACACUCUAAUAAAUCUUCACCAAGGCUGACCAAACCCUCGCAGGAAACCUAUGUUGUUAUCACAUUACCAUCUGAACCUGGAACUCCCACAGAGUCUAUAACUAGUCAAGCUAUUACCAGUUGGCCUUUCGGGUCAUCCUCUAAGGAACAGCUUCCCCAAAAUGUGCAGCCUCUGUUUACUCCAUCUAUGAAAGCCAUGGAGAUUCAAAGUAUGGGAGAUCACAGCAUGUAUGUUUCAGGUGCUUUGCAAACGCUUGCCACUGUUCCUGUCACAGCACAAUCAACUUUUGAAACAGUCCCUAGUUCGGUAACACAGUUAAUAACAACAGAGGUGACCAAGACCACAGUGUCUGUGGUUAAAAGCUCAGUUCCCACUGUUGGUUUAGGUAAUGUCUCCAUUACUAUACCUCCAGAGCCAACACAAAUAGGUGAGCAACCCCGGUGUAGAGAGAAGGGAAGAUUCCAUCUGUUUGGUGAUGUUAUUGACCUUCGUACUUUAACUAAAAUGGAUAAAAUGGAUAUUGAAAUGACAGACAGCUGUAUGGAUCUGUCUGCUGUUCCCAUGGAUGUGAGAAGACAAACUAUGGCAAGCGAUAUAUGUGGGCGGCCAGUAAGUGCAGUCCAACCAGCUAUCAUAAAUCUUAGCACUGUGUCAGCUGCAGAACCCUCUCUAGCACUAGUCUCAGAAACAGUAACAAUAAUGACCUGCACAGCUACUGUAAGUUACACAUCAAGUACAGAGAGCCUUGUAGAUCUGGGGCAUGCAAUGACAACACCACUGCAGCUGACAACAUCAAAACAUUUUGAGCCUGCAUACAGAGUAAUAGGCAGCCAGGCAUUCUCUGCAGGUAGAGAUGAAGUGCCAAUAAACUUAUCCCUGGGUACUUCAACACAUGCAGUGUCAUGGGCUACUGCAAUGCCUGUUACUGUACCUCCUGUUGGUAUGACAAAUGGUUGGACUGAUGUCUCCACAUCCCAGGAGCUAAUAGAGAGUGGAGCAGUUGACCUUAGCACCACAAAAUCCCACAGAACAGUGGUGACAGUGGAUGAAGUUAGUUCAGGAGUUGUCACCAGUGUAAUAGAAGAAGAUGAAAAGCCUGUUGAUCUGACUUCAAGGGGAAGAGCUGUUUGUUGUGAUGUGGUUUAUAAAUUACCAUUUGGCAGUAGCUGUACAGCACAGCAGCCUCCAACCACACUGCCUGAAGAUCGGUUUGGUUACAGAGAUGACCAUUAUCAGUAUGAUCGCUCAGGGCCAUAUGGGUACAGAGGAUUUGGAGGUAUGAAACCAUCCAUGUCUGACACUAAUUUAUCAGAAGCUGGUCUUUUUGUGUACAAAAGCAAGAAUAGCUUUGAUUAUCGAGUUGGGGCAACAGAUGCAGCAGUAGAUCUAACUUCUGGAAGAGUCACUACAGGUGAGGUAAUGGAUUACUCAAGCAAGACCACUGGUCCUUAUCCAGAGACUCGGCAGGUGAUUUCAGGCAUCGGAAUUAGUGCACCACAGUAUUCCCAAGCAAGAAUAGUACCAUCUCUGGGAUCCCAGUAUGGUGUUGGAAGUGUGUUAAGAUCCUCUAAUGGUGUCGUUUAUUCCUCGGUUGCAACUCCGAUCCCAGCCACAUUUGCCAUAACUACACAGCCUGGUUCUAUUUUCAGUACAACUGUCAGAGAUUUAUCUGCUGUCCAAACAAUUGACUCAGUGUCCUCAUUAUCAACCUUGCAACAGAAUCAGCCACUUCCAAGAUCAUACAGUUUCUUGACAACAGUGGCAGCUGAAAAAGACAAUGCAGUUACUGGCAUUGAUAUUGACACAGGGUUGCAACCUGGCACUAUAGAAACUAUUACCACUGAGCCAACUAACCUGAUGCCUGCUUUAACUAUAGCUUCUGAAGCUUUUACAGAUGUACUUGAAGAUGAAGUUGCACUUCUCAUUGCCCCUGAAGAAGACAAACAGCAGCAGCUUGAAUUGCAGCGUGAACUGCUUGAGCUUGAGAAACUUAAGCAGCAGCGCUUUGCAGAGGAACUAGAGUGGGAACGUCAGGAAAUCCAAAGGUUUAGAGAACAAGAAAAGUUAAUGGUCCAAAAAAAACUUGAGGAGUUGCAAUCCAUGAAACACCAUCUCUUAUUUCAGCAAGAAGAGGAGCGACAAGCUCAAUUCAUGAUGAGGCAGGAAACCUUAGCCCAGCAGCAAUUACAGCUUGAACAAUUUCAACAACUUCAACAGCAGCUUCAUCAGCAGCUGGAAGAGCAAAAAAUUCGCCAGAUAUAUCAGUAUAAUUAUGACCCUUCUGGAACUGUCUCUCCACAAACAAGCACAGACCAAGCCCUUCUGGAAGGGCACUAUGCUGCUACAGAAAAUGGCCAGUUUUGGACUAGCGAUGACCCAGCCACCACAGCUUCCACUGUGCUGGGCAUUGAAAUUCCACAAAGCCAAACAUGGUACACAGUUCAGUCAGAUGGUAUUACCCAAUAUAUAUCUAGGCCUGGUAUGCUAAGCUCUGUUUCAGAAAUGUCUCUUAAGGACAUGGAUAUGAGAGAGGAGAAACAACUGAAAAAGAGGAGCUCCAUGCCAAAAUUGCGUGGUCAGUAUGACAAGCUUGAUGAGACUCUGGAAAAAGAGCCCAGUUGUUUUAAAAAAAUAGUGGACAGUGGAGUACAAACCGAUGAUGAAGAUGGUGCAGACAGAAGUUACACAAACAGGAGAAGGAGAACUAAGAAGAGCGUUGACACAAGUGUUCAGACAGAUGAUGAAGAUCAAGAUGAAUGGGAUCUUUCUAACAGAUCAAGAAGAAAGUCUCGUGUUGGGAAAUAUAACGAGGGUACCACUGAGGUAGACAAGGCUAAGCCAUUUUCCAAAGUGUCUAGCAUUGCAGUUCAGACAGUGGCAGAGAUCUCUGUACAGACAGAACCUGUAGGGACGAUAAGAACACCUUCAAUAAGGGCCAGGCUGGAUGCUAAAGUUGAAAUCAUUAAACAUAUUUCAGCUCCAGAGAAGACAUACAAAGGAGAAAGUUUGGGAUGUCAAACAGAAACAGACUCAGAUACACAGAGUCCCCAGUACUUGACAGCCACGUCUCCACAGAAAGAUAAAAAGCGUCCAACACCAUUAGAAAUAGGCUAUUCAUCCCAUCUUCGUGCAGAUUCCACACUACAGGUAGUCCCUUCCCCUCCUAAAUCUCCCAAAGUUCUAUAUUCACCCAUUUCACCUGUUUCACCGAGCAAAGUUAUAGAAUCUGCCUUUGUACCCUAUGAAAAAUCCAUCACUGAUGACAUCAGCCCUCAGAAAAUGCUACAUGCUGAUAUUGCCAAGGGUCCUCCACUGAGCCCAAAAUCUGCAAAGAUGAUGCAGCGCUCUAUGUCGGAUCCUAAGCCCUUGAGUCCAACAGCAGAAGACACUUCCAGAUCUCAGUUUCAGUACACUGAGGGAUUUGUGGCUAAAGGUUCUUCAGGUAUAACAUCGGGCACCCAGAAGAAAGUAAAGAGGACUCUACCCAACCCACCUCCAGAAGAUGCUACCACAGGGACCCAGUCAGCAUUCACUACUGUGGGGUCAGUUUCACGCAGAAGGAUCUGUAGAACCAACACCAUGGCCAGGGCUAAAAUUCUCCAGGAUAUAGACAGGGAAUUGGAUCUGGUCGAACGAGAGUCAGCCAAGCUUAGGAAGAAGCAAGCAGAGCUAGAUGAGGAAGAAAAAGAAAUAGAUGCCAAACUGCGGUACUUGGAAAUGGGCAUCAAUAGGCGGAAAGAAGCCUUAUUAAAGGAAAGAGAAAAGAGAGAGCGUGCCUAUCUCCAAGGAGUAGCAGAAGAACGUGAUUACAUGUCAGACAGUGAAGUUAAUAAUACCAGGCCUACUAGAAUGGAAGCCCAGCAUGGCUUGGAAAGACCACGAACUGCACCACAGACAGAAUUUGAUCAAUUCAUGCCACCGCAGACCCAGCCAGAAACUCAGUUUGCUCCCCCUACAAGCCCUUAUACACAAUAUCAAUAUUCUUCUCCUGCUCUCCCUACCCAAGCACCAACUCAGUACACACAGUCACAUUACCAACAGCAGCAGACUUUAUAUCAUCAACAGGUUUCACCCUAUCAAACCCAGUCAGCCUUCCAGCCUGUGGCAACCAUGUCCUUUACUCCCCAAGCUCAGCCUCCACCAACCCAACAGUCAUCAUAUCAGCUCCCAUCACAAAUGAUGGUGAUACAGCAAAAGCCAAGGCAAACUACACUGUAUUUGGAGCCUAAGAUAACAUCAAACUAUGAUGUGAUUCGUAAUCAGCCUCUCAUGAUAGCACCUGUUUCCACUGAUACUACUUAUGCGGUUUCCCAUCUUGGCAGCAAAUACAAUACCUUGGAUUUAAGGAUAGGGCUGGAUGAGAGAAGCAGCAUGGCGAGCAGCCCCAUAUCAAGCAUAUCUGCAGAUUCAUUCUAUGCAGACAUAGACCAUCAUCACACACCACGAAACUAUGUGCUGCUGGAUGAUAUAGGAGAGCUUACAAAGGGAACGGCAGCACUGAGCUCUGCUUUUAGCCUCCACGAGAAGGAUCUGACAAAAACCGAUCGGCUUCUUCGAACCACCGAAGCCCGGCGAGCACAGGAAGUGACGGACUUCCUAGCACCACUGCAAACUUCUUCUAGAUUGCAUACUUACGUGAAAGCAGAUGAAGAUCCAAUGGAAGAUCCUUAUGAGCUAAAGCUUCUGAAACAUCAGAUCAAGCAGGAGUUCCGCAGAGGUGCAGAAAGUCUCGAUCACCUUGCUGGCCUUUCUCAGUAUUACCAUGCAGAUACCAGCUACAGGCAUUUCCCCAAAUCUGAGAAAUACAGCAUCAGCAGGCUCACACUUGAGAAACAAGCGGCCAAGCAGCUCCCAGCAGCCCUCCUCUACCAAAAGCAGUCAAAGCACAAGAAGGCUUUGAUAGACCCCAAACUGUCAAAGUUUUCACCUAUCCAGGAAAGUCGAGACCUUGAGCCUGAUUAUUCAAGCUAUAUGACUUCUAGUACUUCAUCACUUGGGGGCAUCACCUCCAGGGCAAGGCUUCUUCAGGAUGACAUCACUUUUGGCCUCCGAAAAAAUAUCACGGACCAACAGAAAUUUAUGGGGCCAACACUGACAUCAUCCCUUGGAGCCAGCCUUGGGACCACACUAGGUCCAACAAUGAGAUCCACAUUACAAGAUGAAGUUGACAAGUCCUAUAGUAGUGGCAGUAGAUCCAGGCCCUCAUCUAGACCCUCUUCAGUCUAUGGACUUGAUUUAUCAUUAAAAAGAGAUUCCUCUAGCUCUUCUUUAAGACUGAAAGCCCAGGAGUCUGAACCAUUAGAUAUUUCUUUUAGUCAUGCAGCUCCCUCUGGAAGAACUAAACCUACAAGUCUACCUAUUAGCCAAAGCAGGGGAAGAAUCCCAAUAGUAGCACAGAACUCAGAGGAAGAGAGCCCUUUAAGUCCUGUUGGUCAGCCAAUGGGAAUGGCAAGAGCUGCAGCUGGACCCUUGCCACCAAUAUCUGCAGAUACCCGGGAGCAGUUUGGAUCAAGCCAUUCACUACCUGAGGUCCAGCAACAUAUGAGGGAAGAAUCACGGACUCGCGGGUAUGACCGGGAUAUAGCCUUCAUCAUGGAUGACUUCCAGCAUGCCAUGUCAGACAGUGAAGCCUAUCACCUCCGCCGUGAAGAGACAGAUUGGUUUGACAAGCCCAGGGAGUCUCGUCUGGAGAAUGGACAUGGCUUUGACAGAAAACUGCAAGAGAAGUUAUCCCACUCCAGACCACCAAGUCAACAUCAAGAUCAAAUAAAUGGGAAGCCUCUUCAGUACAUUUUCCCUCAUGCAAGACUCAAACUACUGAGAGACCCAAAGGAUCACACUGUAUCAGGCAAUGGACUGGGAAUCCGAGUUGUAGGUGGGAAAGAAAUUCCAGGGAACAAUGGAGAAAUUGGAGCCUACAUUGCCAAGAUCCUCCCCGGGGGCAGUGCAGAACAGACAGGGAAGCUGAUGGAAGGAAUGCAGGUAUUGGAAUGGAAUGGCAUCCCCUUGACUGCAAGAACUUAUGAAGAAGUCCAGAGUAUCAUUAGUCAACAGAGUGGGGAAGCAGAAAUAUGUGUAAGACUGGACCUCAACAUGCUCUCAGAUUCUGAGAAUCCCCAGCAUUUGGAACUGCAUGACCCAGUAAAGGCUGUAGACAAGGCGAAGUCCCCAGGGGUCGAUCCUAAGCAGCUGGCUGCGGAGCUCCAAAAGGUUUCCCUACAGCAGUCCCCUUUGGUUGCUUCCUCAGCAGUGGAGAAGGGAUCUCAUGUCCAUUCUGGCACUCCCUCUGCCAGCUCCAGUGCUGUUCCCAGUCCCGGCCAGCCUGGUUCACCCUCAGUGAGCAAAAAACGACACAGCAGCAAGCCCACUGAAGCCACAAAGUCCACAUCCCAUCCCAUCACUGGAGAAAUUCAGCUUCAAAUCAACUAUGACAAGCAUCUUGGCAAUCUUAUCAUCCACAUUCUUCAAGCAAGAAACCUUGCUCCACGAGACAACAAUGGCUAUUCUGACCCUUUCGUUAAAGUCUAUCUACUUCCAGGGAGAGGACAAGUCAUGGUUGUCCAGAAUGCAAGUGCUGAGUACAAGCGGAGGACUAAAUACGUGCAGAAAAGCUUGAAUCCCGAGUGGAAUCAGACGGUCAUUUAUAAAAAUAUCUCCAUGGAGCAGCUGAAGAAGAAAACACUGGAAGUGACUGUCUGGGAUUAUGAUAGAUUCUCCUCCAAUGACUUUCUGGGUGAAAUAUUGAUUGAGCUAUCCAGCACCUCUCAGCUUGACAACACCCCAAGGUGGUAUCCUCUGAAGGAGCAGACUGAAAGUAUUGACCAUGGGAAAUCUCAUUCUGGGCAGAGCAGCCAGCAAUCACCAAAGCCAUCUGUCAUCAAGAGCAGAAGUCACGGAAUCUUCCCUGACCCAUCCAAGGACAUGCAGAUGCCCACCAUUGAGAAAUCUCACAGCAGUCCCGGGAGCUCUAAAUCUUCUUCCGAAGGACAUCUGCGCUCUCAUGGACCAUCCCGCAGCCAAAGCAAAACCAGCGUCACUCAAACCCACCUUGAAGACGCUGGGGCAGCCAUCGCUGCUGCUGAAGCAGCUGUCCAACAGCUUCGCCUUCAACCAACAGCACAUAAAAGCGGUCAGUCUAAUCAUGCCAGGAAGCAGCACAGACACAGCAUAGCAGGAGUCCUCCCAAUUCAAAGAACUCAGUCUGACAAUCUGCCUCCACCAGCCAAUGACAACAAAGACCAAAGCCAACUAGCCCUCAGAAAAGUGAUGUCUGAUGGACCAGUCAAGCCCGAAGGAGCAAGGCCUACCAACCACCGACCUACAGAAAGCUCUGUCUCCACUGGCUCGUCAGCCAGUAGUUUUGGCAGCGGAUAUAGCAUGGAUAGCGAAGGAAGCAGCAGCACCACAGGGGAGAACAAUCUGUUUCCUAUUCCAAGAAUAGGGAAGAUGAGCCAGAAUGGACAAGAAUCAGUAAAGCAGUCAGGAGUGGGAUUAACCGAUGCAGAAGGUAAAACCCAGGUGAUGGGUGAAAUCAAGAUUGCAUUGAAGAAGGAAAUGAAGACUGAUGGAGAACAGCUAAUAGUUGAAAUCCUUCAAUGCAGAAAUAUCACCUACAAGUUUAAAUCUCCAGAUCACUUACCAGAUCUGUAUGUGAAGCUGUAUGUUGUCAAUAUCGCUACCCAAAAGAGAGUAAUUAAGAAGAAAACCAGAGUGUGCAGGCAUGACCGAGAGCCUUCAUUUAAUGAGACGUUUAGAUGUAGUUUGAGUCCUGCUGGGCAUUCUCUUCAGAUUCUGCUUGUCUCCAAUGGAGGGAAGUUUAUGAAAAAGACACUGAUUGGUGAAGCUUAUAUCUGGCUUGACAAAGUGGAUCUAAGGAAAAGAAUAGUAAACUGGCACAAACUGAUGGUCAGCUCCACACAAACACAUUGA